Molecule: messenger RNA, 978 nt
Organism: Parasteatoda tepidariorum (common house spider)
Lineage: Eukaryota; Metazoa; Arthropoda; Arachnida; Araneae; Theridiidae
Source: RefSeq, a predicted model, not a curated record
AUGCCAAAUUUUUACGAGAUCCUCCGAGUGCUGGAAGACGCGUCUGCGGACGAGAUUGCCAAUGCGGCACAAAACCUGAUCAACGAUUGGAACCCAAGCUUUGUGAAGGACAGCAAAAAUAGAGACGUGAUGUCCGAUGUCCAGAAGGACAUUAUACACAUGAGGGACACUCUCACAAAUCCAGAUAAGAGACGAGAAUAUGAUACUUCAUUGCAGGAAACUAGACUAAAAUCGGUAAACGAUGACUCAGAAGACGAAUCAGUGUAUGAAGAUGCCUUAGAGUACAUGACCGACGAUGAAUCGGAUGGGUUGUAUAAUUCAUUUAGUCAGCAGUACUCGGAUACAUUUGUAUCAACUUCAGUUUUGGAUCUGCAGAAGAAUGUGGAAGAUAAGCGUCAAGAGGGUGCCGCCUCCCUCAAAGUUGAGCUUCGACCGGCCUCCGAAGAAGAUUGUGAACCAAAAUAUUACACAGCGAAUACCAGAGAUGUCACUAUUAGUUCUAUAAAACCUGAUUCUACCUCUUCCAUUCCUGUAUUGGAAACAGCACGUCAAGAUUUCGGCAAGUCAAAAUCUGGUUCAAUCCGUAAAGAAUUUGAUGAAUCAGUAUCUCAGUCAACGCAUAAAAGUUUUGACAGUCCAACAUUGGAGUCUACGCGUAAAGAUUUUGACAGUCCCAAGCCUAAAUCGGAGUCUGCAAGCAAAGUUAUUGACAGUCUCUCUCCUUCCUCUGAGUCAACGCGUAAAGAUUUUGACAGUUCAAUAUCUGAAUCAACAGUUAAAUAUUUUGACAGUCCUCCUUCAGAGUCAACACGCAAAGAUUUUGACAUCUUACCAGGUACGCCAGAAUCAACUAGCGAAAAAGCAUUUGAAACAAAACUCACUGUUACAAAGCAGCAGCAGCAACAGCCCAAUGCAAUGACACACACUAUUAAUCCUGAAGAAGAAACAGUUCAAAAGAAGCUAAAUGGGUAUAUUUGA